AGGCCAGCAGGAAAGGCGGAGCUCCCGGAGUCGGCGGCACUCCUGGAAACUCGUCCGAGCGUUGCCGGAGCAGAGCCGGCCGACGAGCAUGCCGGACGCCACGUUUGCCGGCCACCAGCGACCACUGCGCCUUGCCCGAAAUGCUGGAACGCCGCGUUUGCCCUGGACUCCUCUUCAUCUGGAUGCUGCAGGCUCUGAGCGGCUCAGUUCCCGCAGACGAGGCGUCCGACGCUUGCGGCGUGUCCGUCCGUGACGUGGCGUCCGCUUGGGAUCACGUUCGGCUGACGGUGAGCGCGCGAGGACUUAACUGCUCCUUUGCCGUGUCGUCGGCGGACGCCGGCGCGGAAGAUAUCCAGUGCAAGAGAAGACGGAGCCACGGAGAGCCAGGAUGGAAGGCGGAAGCCAAUUUGACAGGAAGCGAGGGGCCGGGCGUCCAAAAUGGCGUCUUCGCGUGUGAGCUGCGUCACUUGGAAGCAGGAAGCGCAUAUGUGCUGCGCGUUCGGUCCGGCGACAAGCGCCAAGUGGCCAACGUCACCGUGCACACCAGUCCAUCGGCACCGUGGGGCCUGCGUGUGACUUCCAGGUCGAGUGAGAGCCUGGAACUUUCCUGGCAGGCGGGCCCAGGCAGGACUCAGCGUUUCAGGCUGCUUCUGUGGGGACGCUCGCGAGGACCAGACGGUGAUCAUGAUUCGCAUCCGCUGCUGAACGAGACGUUGGAGAGCACCGCCACGAUGCGCACCGUCAACAACCUGACCCCGGGCAAGCGCUACAGUGUUACCGUGGCAACGGAGGCUGGCGGUCUGCACAACGACACGAGCAUCCAAGUUCAGAUUGCGCCGGCCGCCGUCGCCGAUCUGACGGCAGACGCCAACGGCACCGCCUUGCGGUUGUCAUGGCGACGGCCCGAGGGAGACGUAGACGCCCUGGCGGUCUGGCUACGGUCCGACAAUUCGAGCCAGCGACGAACGAAUCUCCGUCCCGACGCCGCUGAGGUCGUCGUGGGUCAGCUGACCCCGGGCGCGAACUAUCACGUGACUGUGAGCUCCUGGAGCGGCGAGCUGCUCAACCGAUCAGAGAUCCACGUACGCACAGCUCCCGCGGAGGUUUCUCUGCUGGCCUUGACGCCCGCCCCCCUGGGGGGUCUCUUCUUGUCGUGGGCGCCCCCCACCGGUCACUGGGACAGCUACGAGCUCGUCCUCCACGACGGCUCACGGGAAAUAGUCAGCACCGUCCUGCACAAGGACGCCGUCAACUUCACCUUCGCCGGGACGGGGCUACUUCCUGGGGGGCGCUACCGUGCCACACUGGCGGUGAAAAGUGGACGACGGGCAACAGAAAACAGCUGUGAUGGAAAUACGUUUCCCGCGUGCGUGCGCGACCUUCACAUCCGCCACGCCGAUGAAACGUCGCUGAGCGCCAUGUGGAACCACGCCCCCUCCGGCUCCCGGGACGCUUACUUCCUGACCCUUCGCCACGGUAACGUCACCGUGGAUACCAGGGGGGUGGAGCCUCACACGAGGGAGUGUACCUUCAACGUGCUGACGCCCGGGAGGAUUUACACCAUCACCGUGGCAACUGCCAGUGGAAAUCUCAGCGCGUCUGUCUCUGUGGAGGGACGGACAGUUCCCAUGGCGUUGAGCGCCAUCACGCUGCAUAGCGUUGACGUGGCGAGCCUCGAGGCGGCGUGGGAAAAACCGCGCGGGGACGUUGACUCGUACGAGCUCACGCUACUCCAUGACAGCGUUGUUGUUCAGAAGCAAAGUGUUCCUGUUCCCGUUGGCUCCGCCUCCUUGCUGCUUUCUGGCUUAACCCCUGGCGCCCUCUACAGACUGGAGGCUGUCACUGUUAGUGGCGGUGUGCUGUCCAAAGUCACAAGUCUGGAGGCAAGAACCACCCCAGCAUCUGUUACCGAGGUAACAGUGGUGAACGGCGGUCGUCCGGACACGCUGCACGUGUCCUGGCAUCCCGCAGGGGGCGUAGUUGACAGUUAUCUGGUCCGCCUGGAGGACGUCGGCGUCGGCGGGGCGGCGGUUCACACGCUGGCCGUUUCGCGCUCGUCCCCGCCCGAGUGCUCCUUCAGCUCCCUGGUGGCCGGACGCAUGUACGCUGUCGUCAUAGCGACCAGGAGUGGCCGCUUGGAGAACGCCACCCGGCUUCACGCACGCACACAACCCGCCACAGUGCAGAACCCGACCGCCGUUCACUCGGCCAGAGACGACUUCCUCAAGGUGUACUGGCGCCCCGCGUCGGGAGACGUGACGGCGUACGCGGUGGCGGUGUCGUACAACCACAGCGUGGUACAGAAGCAAAGCGUCCCGGCAGGACGCAGCGAGUGCGUCUUCGGCUCGCUUGCGCCCGGAAGACUUUACACCGUCACUGUGGAAACGUGGAGCGGCGACCUCGUGAGCAGCGCGUCCACGGACGGACGCACUUUUCCAGCCUCUGUGGCCAAUCUGUCGCUUAGCAACGCAGGACCAGGUGACCUGACUGUCACCUGGAGCCCCGCUCGCGGGGACGUGGAGCACUACGAGGUUACGCUGCUGUUCAACGACACACGUGUGUUUCCUCCGGUCACGCUGAGGAGCGACGUGCGAGCGCACAAAUUCACGUCGCUCACGGCGGGACGCCUCUACAAGAUGGUCGUGUCCACGUUCAGCGGGCCGAACCAGAGGGCGCUGUUCAUUGAGGGGCGGACAGUUCCCGCCACCGUGACCAACCUCCGCCUGGCGCCACGGCGCCACCCCGUGGACUCGGGCGGCGCCCUGGCAGUCACGUGGACCCCGGCGGUCGGCGACGUGGACGUAUACUUUGUCUCGCUGUCCACGACGGACGGCGUUGUGGCGGAAACUCGACUCGUCCCCAAGCACGUGUCGUCUCUGGACUUCCUGGAUCUGAUCCCGGGACACGCCUACAAUCUCACUGUCCAAUCACGAAGCGGGGAGCUGACCAAUAGCAACAUGGCGUCCGGCCGCACAGCGCCGGCCCGCGUGAGCGCCCUGCAGGCGGACAAGGAGCACACGCCGCAUGGCCUGACCGUCACGUGGGAGCGUCCGGCGGGCCGCUACGAUGCCUUCAGGCUGCUGCUCGCCGACCCGUCCGGCGUCCUGCUGGCCAACCGGACGCUGGCGGCCCAGACCCGCGCCCACCGCCUGGACGGGCUGACGCCCGGGAAGUGGUACCGGGUCAGGGUGGUCACGCUCAGCGCCGGCGUGGCCUCAGCAGAGGUGGCGGCCGAAGGACAAACGCGUCCAUCCGCAGUGUCCAACUUGACGGUGACCUCUGCCAACGUCUCCUCUCUUGGCUUCUCGUGGCGCCACUCCGACGGCCACGUUGACGUCUACGAGGUUUCGCUCCUCGCGGUGGCCGACGACGGCCGAAAAGAGGAGCGGGAAGCGGCCGGCGGGACGCCGCGUCGGCAGGUUGCGGGCGAGCCGGCGGGCGUCCAGAAGGUGAAGCCGGGCGUGGACUCGUGCGUGUUUACCGGCCUGCGGGCAGGAAGUCUGCACCGAUUGCAGGUGGUCAGCUGGAGUCGACGAUUGAGCAGCGACUCGUCCGUGCUCGCCAGGACCGCGCCCUCUCCUGUCGGGCGGCUGCAGCUGCACAGCGGCGGACACGCCGACCGGCUGACGACCAGCUGGAGGCACGGCGACGGGCGGAGGAGCGGCUACCAGGUGAUCCUGUCCGACGUCUCCGGCGCCGUCCUGCGAGCCGAGCUGCUGGGAGCGGAGCAGAGCAGUCACGUGUUCACGGGGCUCGCUCCUGGUAGGCUGUACCGCGCCGAUGUCAUCGCCCGCAGCGGCGAGAUGAGUAACAACGCCUCCGCGCUCGGACGCACCACCCCAGCCCCACCCACACACCUGUCAAUCAAGCAAGGCCCAGCCAAUGACACGCUGGAGCUGCGGUGGGCCGGCCCCGCCUCCGGAGACUACGACGGCUUCGCCGUGGCGUGGUCGCCCCCCGACCGCCUGUCCGUCACGCACGCGCAGCUCGCCGCUCGCCUGCUGGCCGGCGCGUUUCCGGGGCGACGGUACAACUUCACCGUGGCGACCGUCAGCGGGGGCGGGACGCCGGUCGGGCCCGUCGUCACCAGCCAGCCAAUCCAGGGAGACUUCACGACAAAUCCGUGCCCGCUGCUUUCCCUCCACUGUGCGCCCGUGUCGUCUUCGUCCGUGUCGUGUUCGUGGUCUCCUCCCGCGUCCGACUUGGACUCCUUCGAGGUCGUGUGUCGUCGUCACGAUGACGGGGAGCUGACGUCGGCGCUGCGUCUGGGGGGCGGAGUCAACACUGUCACCCUGGACCAAUUGGACGCGUUCAGGAAGUACGCGGUGACCGUAAGGGUGUGGUCGCACGGACACGCGAGCGCGCCGGCCACACGCACGGCCGUCACCAUGAUUGACCGCCCCCCGGCCCCACCCCCCAGCGUGAGCGUGGCGACGGCGAAGGUGACGUCGACGUCCAUCUUGUUUCGCUUCAACUGCUCGUGGUUCAGCGACGUCAACGGCGCCGUCAGAUACUUCGCCGUCAUCGUCGCCCAGUCGCACGCCAACGACAUCCUACUGCCAGAGCAGCGCCACCCUCUGCCCUCCUACCGCCACUACAUCAACAACGCCUCCGUCAGGGCCUACCAGAGCGCCUACUUUCUCAACAGAUGCCCGCAAGACACCUACAUCGCAGCCAGCCAGGUGGUGGAGGUCAACUUGGGGGCAGGAGGCGACCGACUGGGCGGGGCCUGUGAUCGUUACCGUGACGAAUCCUACUUGAGUGACAACUACGGAGACUUCUGUGACGGCCCGCUGAAGGAGAGAACUUCUUACAGGCUGAGCAUACGAGCAUUCACACGCCUGUUUGAUGAAAACGACAAAGAGUUUCCUCAGGCGCUCUUUAGCGACACCUACCUGUCCACGCCAUUCCGGACACAAGCAGAGCCACUAGGGGGCGUGGUGGAGGGUCUGAGCGCCAGCAUGUUCCUGUUGGGCGUGACGGUGGCCGUCGUCUCCCUGCUGCUGUACAGACACAGACUAAGGAAAGUCAGGGUGGUGCAGGAGAACCCGGUGAUGAGGAUGAACAUGUGGAAGGAGGUGCCAAAUGCUGCGAUGUACGUAGGGGUCAGGAGUGCUCGUCGCGUCACCAGUCUGGUGAAAGCGAACCACUUUGAGUCUCACGUGUUGAAGCUGCAAGCGGACGCCAGCGUUCUGAUGUCUGAGGAGUUUGAGGACCUGAAGGACGUGGGUCGCAGUCAGAGCGUGGACGUGUCCCGCGUGCCUGAGAACCGCGGCAAGAACCGCUACAAUAACAUCCUGCCGUGUGCGUUGGCUUCCCAUGAUUCCACGCGUGUCAAGCUGUCGUGCGCGGACGACGAAUCGUGUUCGGACUACAUAAACGCCAGCUUCGUUCCCGGUCACAACUUCCGCCGCGAGUACGUGGCCACGCAGGGCCCGCUGCCCGCCACCAAGGACGACUUCUGGAGGAUGCUGUGGGAACACGGCGUGCGCGCCGUCGUCAUGGUGACGCAGUGUGUGGAGAAGGGGCGGGUGAAGUGUGACCAGUACUGGCCGUCCCACAAGGAGGCGCUGUACUACGGCGAGCUGGCGGUCCAGAUGAUGUCAGAGUCGGUCCUUCCCGAGUGGACAGUCCGAGAGUUCAGGAUCUCCUCGGAAAUCGGCGGCCCUCGUGUCAUUCGUCACUUCCACUUCACCGUGUGGCCCGACCACGGCGUCCCCGACACCGCACACUCGCUGGUCCAGUUCGUCCGGACCGUCCGAGACUUCGUGGACCGCUCGGCCGGCGCCGGGCCCACCGUCGUGCACUGCAGCGCGGGCGUGGGCCGCACGGGCACCUUCAUCGCCCUGGACCGCCUGCUGCAGCAGCUGGACGCCAAAGGCACCGUGGACGUCUACGGUUGCGUGUUCGACCUGCGCCUCCACCGCCAGCACAUGGUCCAGACCGAGUGUCAGUACGCCUUCCUGCAUCAGUGUGUGCGCGACGUCCUGAGAGCGGGCAAACUUCGCAGCGACGACGCCAUCUACGAGAACUUCAACCCGGACUUGUGCCGCGAGCUGAUCCGCUCGGGGCGCUGAUGGAGAGGAAGUGUCGCCAUGGAGACAGGAAGUGACGUGUAGAUGGAGAGAGGAAAGAGAAUCCAUUUAUUUUUAUAUUUUAGUUCACAGCCAUAUUUAAAGUUAUUAUUGGAUGUAAAUAUGACAUAAUCAAUAUCAGGAAGUAUAUAUUUGAACACUUUUUACUGUCAGCAUUUGUAAGCUAAUAACACUUGUUUUUGUAUGAUUUUAUUAUUUUAGUUGACCCACAAAAUUAAGAAAAAUGUCACUACUUCAAUACAAUUAUCUUUGUUGUGUGA
This is a messenger RNA of Phyllopteryx taeniolatus (common seadragon), 6355 nucleotides long. RefSeq names its product protein tyrosine phosphatase receptor type b (gene ptprb). Lineage: Eukaryota; Metazoa; Chordata; Actinopteri; Syngnathiformes; Syngnathidae. The transcript has 40 exons. Gene Ontology annotation, biological process: protein dephosphorylation; angiogenesis. The coding region runs from base 141 to 6077 and encodes 1978 amino acids. The record is from RefSeq and is a predicted model, not a curated record. Gene Ontology annotation, molecular function: cadherin binding; protein tyrosine phosphatase activity.